Messenger RNA from Malassezia japonica, 699 nucleotides. RefSeq lists its product as uncharacterized. The record is from RefSeq and is a predicted model, not a curated record. The transcript is spliced from 3 exons. Lineage: Eukaryota; Fungi; Basidiomycota; Malasseziomycetes; Malasseziales; Malasseziaceae. The coding region runs from base 1 to 699 and encodes 232 amino acids.
AUGACGGAAUCGUACGCGGCCGUGCAGCACCAGGCCCUGAACGAGCGGCCGGGGGCAGAGUGGCUCAACAUGGGGGACUGGCGAGCGACGCGCCAGUUUUCGGAUGCGUGCGAGGAGAAAGAGGGCCAGACUACCUGGCUCCAAGGGGAGGAGGGCAAACGCAUGGCCGAGAACGGCAGCUCGCUGCCCUCGUACGACACGAUUCUCGCACUCGACUGUGCGUACCACUUUCCCAGCCGCCCCGCCUUUUUCAAAAGUGCAUACGCGCGCCUUGCUCCAGGCGGGACGCUGGCGUUGGUCGACCUGGUCAGUGCGUGGCCGUACCCCAACGCGGCGCAGUGCACGCCGUCGUCGCUCGCUCCGCCGACCCAUGCGCCGGCACUUUGGAAACGAGCUAUGCACCGCAUUACGUGUGCCCUAAGCGGCACGCCGCCUGGCUCUUUUAUCCCACUUGAUACCUAUGCGCAACAGCUGCACGACGCAGGAUUCGAGCACGUCGACAUGGCCGACAUUUCCGACGCUGUCUUUCCCGGCUUUUCUACGUUUCUCAAGCGCCUCGGAACCGAUGCCGAAUGGCGCGGCGGACGCCUCGAGCUGCGUGGCCUCCGUGUGUUCGGCAGCGUCGUCGGCCAAUGGGCAUCCGGCGGCGACGUGGGCAUGGUCCGAUGUGCCCUUAUUACGGCCAAGAAACCUUAUUGA